Molecule: messenger RNA, 834 nt
Organism: Aspergillus aculeatus ATCC 16872
Lineage: Eukaryota; Fungi; Ascomycota; Eurotiomycetes; Eurotiales; Aspergillaceae
Exons: 1
Coding region: 1-834 (277 amino acids)
Source: RefSeq, a predicted model, not a curated record
AUGCCAAUCGACUUGGACUUUGGUCGGUUCUUCGAACCGUCGCGAAAGCACUGGGAGGAGCUCGAAGGCAUGCGCGCUCGAUGCAGAGAUCUGCUCGUCCAUUACCAGGAACCCACGACAUACUGGACCCUGGGAGACCCAACCCCUCCGCCACCACCCGUCCGGCAGUCAGGAAGGAUCGCGACACCCGCCGACUGGGCGAACUGGCCCUUGGUCCGGGGCAUCUGGGACCCAAACGUGCACGGUUGGCCGCCGCCCGGGGUGCGACUGUCGGAUGCUUGGCUAUAUCUAGCGAUUAAAUACAUGGCGAAAAAAGCCCGCAUCAAUUCCUACUGGGCGGAUUUUAACAGGGACGGGAUCAUCCGGCCAAUGCGGGUCCCCGUGGGCGAUGCCAUGAUGAUCGCUGGGCACGGGCUCGUGUCCUACCCCGUCUAUCAGGGGUGGUACGUUUUAUGCGGCGGGGCGGCGCGAGUCCAUACGACUUGGCUUGUGGGUAAAGUAGGCAGACUGAGCCAGUAUCCCUACAAUUCUCUCGUGUAUGGACUCGUGUUCCCGGUCAAGGACAGCGUCCACAUCCAUGUGGAGCAGCUGCAGUCCCAUAGGACCGUGCUCGACGCCGGCCGAGGCGGCAGGAUUCGAUCUGUCGAGCAAUGGGUCUCUUGUAGGAAUGACCCCGUGAUCCGGUACUUUCGCUCACCACCAGAUGCCCAGCAGCACGAGACUUCGUAUCGACUCGAAUGCUUGGACCAUCUAAGCCCUUGGGAUCACUGCUCCGGAUGGGUGGGGUCGGACCCGCUCAAGCUUCGCCACGGUUGCUGGCCGGAUACGUCUUGA